CGUGACAUAAUUAGGCUUAAGUUAAGAAGUAUGUCUGAAGGAGAUUUGGGGAGCAUUGCCAAGAGAAUGAUUGGUGGUGCACUCAACGAUACAGGUAGGAAUAACCUACACAAAUGAAAUUUCGCUAAAUUGAAAUCCACAAUUGAAAUUAACGUUUAGAGCUUUUUCAUUGAUAUCUUAAAAUUUUAUUCGUUAUUUUGAGGGCAACAAAAUCAGAAUUUCAGAUGUAAAAAAGACUGAUUUUUUCCAAUAACUAUAAGAAAUAUUGAUUUUCUGUGGAGUUCGUGAGACCCAGUGCAACGAUCGAUUUUGUAUCAAAGUCACAAACCCAAAAUUUCCGAAUGAUGAAAAAUGAGUUGUUGAUUCUUGUAGAACAAAUGGCAAAGCUUCAUCGUGCCAUUUACGAGGAAUUGUGUUUGCAAGCUCAACAAAAAUUUGACACAAAAAAAUUUGAGAAGGAAUUGAUUAACGUUGGGUGCAAAACGAAAUCUGCUGCCCACGAAUCGCUAUUAGACGGUGAAUCCCAAAAUAGUACGACCGAAAUCGCAGCUAUUGUAACGGUAAAGAUUGAAGAUUCUUUUCCGAGCGAUCAAUUUGAGAAUUCAGCUGUCCCAAGACCAAACUUGGGAAAUCGAAAAAAAAAAUCAGUAACAAUGAAAAUGAGUAAAAAAGAUUUGGACAAAGCGAGAAAGAAAAACGAGGAAGCCUUUGAUAUUUGGAAACAAGAAAAAACUAAGACUUUGCGACGAGCGUUGAAAGAAGAACAUCUGAAAAAGCAGGCCCAUUUCGUUGCCCAGCAGAAGGAGUACGAUAAAAGGCGCGCUGCCUACGAGGUUCAUUGGGUUUUUUUUUUUCAAUUCAUUGGAAUUAUGUUACUUGAAAAAUCUAAAAAAUUAAUUCAUCAACUAAAAGAAUUUUUUCUAAAAGUAAACAUUUUUUUUCAUAUCGAAAUCCGAAUUUGUGUCAUUCGAUGGCUAUCUUUCGAACAGGCUCACAUACGCUGGAAAAAGUUGCAGGCAUCUCAACCUAAAGUCAAUAAAUUACCGAAAAAGACAGUAAAAAACGAUUGUCUAAAGAUGCUGGAACUGGCGAACGAGAAAAUAGCAGUGAACGAAGAAGCAUCCAGGGUUUGGAAGAAACAAAAAAACGGAAUUGCGAGGCAACAAUCGCAGCAACGACGUCAAGUUCGAAUUUUAAAUUAUGAUAGUGGCUUCGAAUUCGCAGCUUGGCUUGAUCGGUUGGACUUACUAUUGCAUCAAAAAUACAUGCGGGAACGACGCUAUCUCGUUCGAUCCUUUUACUGCCAACCGGCUUAUUAUGGCUCAGCUGCUUUGUGUAUGAAUUAAUCAAAUGAUCACGAUC
Venturia canescens is the source of this 1362-nucleotide messenger RNA. RefSeq lists its product as uncharacterized. NCBI's taxonomy places the organism in Eukaryota, Metazoa, Arthropoda, Insecta, Hymenoptera, Ichneumonidae. The record is from RefSeq and is a predicted model, not a curated record. The transcript has a single exon. Bases 342 to 1346 code for a protein of 334 amino acids.